This is a messenger RNA of Solanum dulcamara, 618 nucleotides long. RefSeq lists its product as uncharacterized. Bases 1 to 618 code for a protein of 205 amino acids. The transcript has 2 exons. The record is from RefSeq and is a predicted model, not a curated record. Lineage: Eukaryota; Viridiplantae; Streptophyta; Magnoliopsida; Solanales; Solanaceae.
AUGAUGCAAGCUUUUGAAAUGUCUAAUCUUGGUUUUAUGACAUAUUUCCUUGGAAUGGAGAUUACACAAGGAAAAGAUGAGUUUUUCAUUUGUCAAAAAAAGUACGCAAAGGAAAUUCUCAAGAAAUUCAAAAUGGAAAAUUGCAAAGAGAUUAGUGCUCCCGUGAACCAAAAAGAGAAACUAAGUAAAGAAGAUGGAGCCGAAAAGGUGGAGGAGACAUACUUCAGAAGUUUUAUUGGGUGUUUGAUGUAUCUUACAGCAACAAGAUCCGAUAUAUUGCAGCCAAAAGAAUUGUGCGUUACAUCAAAGGAACCAUCACCUAUGGAGUCAAGUUUCAGAAGUCAACCUGUGAAGCUUUGUGGGUACUCCGACAGUGAUUGGGGUGGUUCUGAAGAUGAUGCAAAGAGUACUUUAGGGUACUGUUUCAGUCUUGGUUUUGGAAUUUUCUCAUGGAGUUGUAAGAAACAUGAUAUUAUGGCUCGAUCUGCUGUCGAAGCUGAGUUUGUGGUAGCUGCAGCAGUAGUAAAUCAAGUAUUAUGGCUGAAACAAAUUCUGGUUGAUCUACAUAUGGAGCCGACUGGAAGCAUCGAAGUAUUCGUAGAAAUAAAGCAACACUAG